UCGUCGUGAGACACCCUGUAUACACACGAGUCAUGAUACUAAUACUCGAAUAAUAGUAUCAUGCACACGAGUGAUUUUCAAUUCGAAUUAUUUAUAAUUCGAUUAUUGAAAUCAUUCCUAACCUAACCCCUCCAUCUUGGCUCAGCUUUUGACAACUGUCAAAACAAAACAAUAUAACCUCAAACUCAAUAGGAAAAGUGAUGGAGGACUAUUAUCUUAUUAACUUCCAGAAGUAUUAAUCUAAGAUUAUCUUCUCUUUAUUAUUAGAUUUAUAAUGAUCCAAACAAUCAGAAACAUAUAUGAUGGAUAGAGAGUCCAUUGAAACCCUAAAAGAAAUAAAUCAUCAUAAACAAGAGGAAUACUGCACUACUAGGCCUGCAUAUAGACAGGGUCGAAAAUUAACUGCCGUUAAGGUUUAUACAAUAAACAAUGAAUCCCAACACCUGUACAUUUAUGGGGUGCCCCAAAUCAAUCUCCGCAAAGAGCUGAAGAACCUUUGCACAAAAUAUGGGGAAGUUUUUAGUAUAAAUCUGGUUUCAGACGUGAAACGUGAGAUUUUCACAGAAUGCUUCCAUAUUCACUACAAAAGAAUUCAGUCUGCUCGUGUAGCAAAGAGAUUAUUGGAUGCCAAGUCAUUCUAUGGUGGAUUAUUGCAUAUUUGCUAUGCGCCAGAAUGCGAGAGUGUACUCGAGACUAAAGCUAAGUUGGCUCAGAGAAAGAGGGAUGUGUUAAAUAGGUUGCAUAAGAAGUAAGCUAGUUUAAGUACCUAUUUUUGAAAGAAUACAAGUUUUUAAUAGGGAUAAUAAAAUAUUAAAUAUA
Messenger RNA from Anthonomus grandis grandis, 819 nucleotides. RefSeq names its product RNA-binding protein 48. Bases 300 to 752 code for a protein of 150 amino acids. Lineage: Eukaryota; Metazoa; Arthropoda; Insecta; Coleoptera; Curculionidae. Gene Ontology annotation, molecular function: nucleic acid binding. The record is from RefSeq and is a predicted model, not a curated record. The transcript is spliced from 3 exons. Gene Ontology annotation, cellular component: nucleoplasm.